Molecule: messenger RNA, 4915 nt
Organism: Drosophila arizonae
Lineage: Eukaryota; Metazoa; Arthropoda; Insecta; Diptera; Drosophilidae
Gene: mfr
Product: ferlin family C2 domain-containing myoferlin misfire
Biological process (GO): plasma membrane organization
Source: RefSeq, a predicted model, not a curated record
UAUUGAAUAAGUUACAAAUAAAAUGAAUCAUUCGGACUGCUUUGCGGGUGCCAUACAAGAUUUUCUUAUAUGCAUUACAGUGCAUAAGGCGGCAGAGACGGGCGUGCCCAACGGAGAGCUGUACGUGAAAAUUUGCUUAGAUAAAAUGACCAAGAAUACGAAAACUCAAACGAACUCCGAGAAUCCAUUCUUUAAUGAGUAUUUUGUAUUUGAGUUCCACUGUACGCUCGCUGAGCUGUUGCGUCUGACUGUGCUCUUUGAGCUGAAAAAGUACUUGAUGUACAAGAAGAACACGAACAUGGGUGAACUGAUGAUUGAUUUGCAUAGCGUGUGGAAUCAGCCCAAUCACUGCUACUUCAAGCGAUGGGGUCGACUCGAGGCGCCCCUGGGAGAGCACCCGUUCAAGGGAGGCGAGCGCGAAUCGUGUGGCUAUCUGCAAAUCGACUUGGCCAUCGUCUCGCAGCACAGCGCUGUGAAGACAACUCCAACUGGAGAUGAACAUGAGGAGCUGAUCAAAUGGCCAACGCAUCAUGAUUUUGACGAUAUCAAGAGCAAUCUCUUAGAGGACGUCGACUCGGAUACCCUGAGAAACAUUCGUUACUUCAUCAGCUUCUAUCGUGGCAUCUUCACGAAGCGGAGUAACUACAUGAUACAAGUAUCAUUCGCUGGCUUCAAAGGCAAAACGGCUGUGCAGAAGAAUACAUUGACACCGGUGUGGAAUCAGGAGAUUAGUUUUGCAUGGGUCUUUCCCUCUCUGGCCCAACGAUUUCUCAUAUUGGUUAUGAUGCAGGAGCAUAUGCAAUGGAAAUGUAUAGCACAAUAUGAUAUGUCUUUCGAUGAAAUUGCCUUUGAAGACAAGCCCUCGUUUGGACCAACUUAUUUGCAUCUGUACGAUCCUAUCGGUCCGUCGAACUAUGUGGGUCGCGUUCUGUUGGAGUUGCGUUCUGAAACUCUGCAGGAAGGUCAUCCCACGCACGUUUUGAUUACCGAAUCGGUGACUCCUCCAUCCAACUGGUCAGACCAGUCUUUUAUUGUGGAGUUCCUGCCUAUUCUCGGAGAUAAUAUACCCACCAGCUCGCAGCAGUAUAAAUUUGUUGUCCAGCUUGCGGAGUUUACCUCGAAUGAACUAGAGGGACCAUUGACGACACCAUCGGGCAAAUUUCGUUCGCAAACGAAAUCCUUUCGCCAGGAUUCGCCUUAUCAGUCUUGUAUAUUCCGUAUCCACCUGCCCGAUAAUCGCAUCAAAUUUGAAGGGGAUUUCUUUAUGACUGAUAUAGCCAACUAUAUGCGCUCUGAGCUGGCCACCUUUAAGAUCUUUCAGCUCAAAUACCCCAAUCACAUACAACAUCAGACCAAAUGCCUGAAGUCCAUUAUCCAUAGCUUCCUUUCAAAAAUCGAAGAAAGCGUGGGCUUGCAUCGCUUCGACUACGAUAUGGGGGAGGAGUGCACCACCUGGGAUUUGAAUAGACAGCAAUACGUGCUGUCUUACUUCAGAAAGGUGCCCAAGGAGCUGCGCUCGUUGCGACAGAGACUGAAGUCGAGCUACUCCUCGAAUAUGGAUUCCACCAUAAUGGACAUAGUUAACGAGCUGCACCGUGUAAUUGGGGAAAUCAAUUCGCUGUCUAAUUUAAUGCACGUGCAGGACGAAUGGCCGGAGCUGCUGCUCACCCUGAGUGCAGGGGGCAAACAGAUUGGGGUCUGUCACCUGAAUGCCAAACACUUUCUGAGUCUGCAAAAGCGGGAAGUCAACCAGGCGAGCAAUCAUUGCUGGCACAUGAAGAGCUUCUUCUUCAAGAGCACCAGCUGCUCGCACACCUGCUCCAACUGUGGCUGCAAUGCUGGCCUCGUCCUCGGCUGUAUCGCUAUAGUGCUCGAGAGUGAACGGCACGAAUUCCUGUCCCGCAUUGCGGGCGAGUGGUCCUCGCCCUCACCCUACACUUGGCUGCCGAAUGUGGGGCAAACGUUCUUCCGCUGUCAUAUCUAUGUGCACCAGGCGAAGAUACGGCCGGGCAGCGAUAAUAAGGUCGAGUGCGAUGGAUAUGUGCGCGUUAUCUUUGCAUCGCAGGUGGCUGAGACGGACACAGCUAAGAGCAUCUGUUCGCCCAUCUGGGAUGCUGUGAUCACCGUGAAUGGCGUGUCCCUGCCGGGCGGCGUCAGCUGGUAUCUGCAGAAUCCGCCGCUGCUCGGCUUGGAGCUCUUCAACUGUCAGCAGGAGUCAGUGGGCACUGGGCAAAUCAAGGCAAAUGUCAUCACAGCGGACCAGAGCGAUGAGAGCAGCCGCGGCGAUGAAAGCAAGUAUUUGGCCCAAGGUACUCUUCAGAGGCUCAAAAAGUUGAGGAAUGUCAGUCCGCCUCCCCUUAAGUGGGUUUCCAUUGCCAAGAAUGGAAGGGUCCAGGCUGAACUCUUAAUGUCGGUGGAAUUGAAGCAGCUGGUGGGCGAUACGCAGAUCUUUGAGGAUAAGGAACCGGAGCUGACUGCAGGCAUACCUCCCUCUAUACGACCCAAUAUGCUCAACUACGUGCUCGAGAUUAUUUUUGUUGGACUGCGCAACUAUACUAAGGUGGGCAUGUGCAUGGCGGGCAAGCGACGUGCCAAGGUCAUCAUGGCGGAUCUGGUCUUAACUAGUGGACUCUCUACCUCGCGGGUGAGGAACAGCAUCAACUUCCUGGUGGCCUACGCCUCCGGCGUUGUGAGCCUGCCCGAUCAGCAGGAAUACUGGCCGGCUAUAAUAGCCACGGAUGUUUUGGUCAGCAGCUUCUCCCAUGAGACUACCUUAGGCGCUGCCCUAAUACCCCCCUCGCCGAACUUUCUGCAAAAGGAUCAAGUGAACAAAUGCAUGCGAAAGCCGGUCGAAAGUCCCGGUACCAAUUCAAUAAUUGUUAUAAAUCAAGACGAAACGACGGAGGACGACGACAGAAAUAUUCCAGUGGAUGAGGGGCCCGUCUUCUGGAAGCGUCUGAAGAUCAUGUUGGGCUUACGAUCCGCCCCCUAUGCCAACAAGAAUCUACUUAGACUAGAGGAUUGCAGGGACUUGACUGAAGUCGUGGAUAGUCGAUUCACGUGGUGGACCAAGUUCUACAACUCCAUGUGGAUUGGAAACGACGAUGGAUUGCAUAAGUGCAAGCACAAACUGGUCAUCUACAGUACAGAGCUCGAGAAGCAGCCUCAAUUCAGUUACUUUCAGGAUUGGGCUGUGCCCGUGCCCCUGGUGCAUGGCGUCAAGAUGAAGAAGCAUGGACCCCCUAAAGAGGACGUCUAUGCCAUACUGAAGCUGCAGAUUAAGCUGACGCCCUGUGAGAGUGCGAAGACUGAGGAUGGAGUUGGCGAUGGGGAAAUGUUGCUGCCAUUGCCGGCUGCUCUAAGUCCGCGUGAUCAGAGCCUAAUCAAAUCGCUGACCGAUGUAGUCAAACUGAUAGUCAGGGUUUACGUAGUACAGGGUCUCCAAAUCCGGCCUAGAGAUUGGUUUACCGAUUCGGAUACGUAUGUGCGCCUCACACUGGGCGGCAAGAUGAUCUCGGAUCGUGCACACUAUGUGCCCAACCAGAGUAAUCCAAUCUUCGGGCGUUUCUUCGAGCUGAGCACAACGCUGCCCGCCGAUCCCAUGCUGGAGCUGGCCCUGUUCGAUCAUGACAAGCGCAAAGACGGAAACAUAGGGUACACUCUCAUCGAUCUGGAGGACCGCUGGCACAGCAAGCAUCGCGCCACAUUGGGCAUUCCACGGGAGUACUCACGCUUCGGCUACAACCAGUGGAGGGACCCUCUGCUGCCCUCCCAGCUGCUUGCCGAGCUCUGCCAGCAGCGAGGCAUUCCGCCUCCCUAUUACUAUGGCAAUGUCAUCGAGGUGGAUGGCACGCUCUUGGGCGACGAGACCGUCAUUUCAAAAUCGGAGGAGCUGAAGGAGCGAUUGAGCCUGACGGCCCUCAACAAUCUGGAUAAGUUGCCUUCCUUUGGCUACAAGCUGGUGCCGGAGCAUGUCGAAACACGUUCCUUAUAUAACGACGAUAGUCCCGGAGUCUUGCAGGGUAAAAUCCAAAUGUGGUUAGAGCUGUAUGAGGCGAGCAUGUUUCUGCCACCGCCCGUGGACAUUACACCCGUGCCCCCCUAUGACUAUGAGGUGCGUGUUGUGGUCAAAAGUUUGCGCGAUAUUCAGUUUGGAGAUAAAAACAUUUUCGGCAAAUUAAUGAGCGAUAUUUAUGUGAUUGGCUGGUGCCAGGACUCGGGCAAGUACCAGUCGACGGAUAUACAUUACCGUUCAUUUGCUGGCGAGGCUGCAUUUAAUUGGCGGAUGAUAUUCCAAAUGAAAUACUCGCCCAACGAGGACAUGAUGGUCAUCAGGCGCAAGGGCGGGCUGCAGGGCGAGGAAAUCGAAAUCAAGAAGCCACCGAUAAUCUAUUUUCAGGUCUGGGAUAAGGAUGUCCUCAGUAAAGACGAAUUCUUGGGUGCCCUGGAGCUAAAUUUAUCUGAUCUCCCGGUGCCCUAUACGUCCGAUGGACGUUGUAAACCCUUUCCCAAUUCCCAUCAGCGUAUUAAUCUCUUCAAUAGAAAAGCUGCUGAGGGUUGGUUUCCUCUAGUCGAUGGGCUAAGAUCGAAGGAUGGACAACCCGUGCAUAGGACGAUAACAGGCAAAGCACAGUUGCAAUUGGAAAUCUUAACGGAGUCAGAGGCAUCCAAUGCACCCGCUGGCCUAGGUCAUCAGCCUCCCAUGGCACUGGAGCCACCCAAUCGUCCCAAGACGUCGUUUAAUCCUCUGACGCAUCCCUUCAAGUCCGCCCAUCUCAUUCUGUGGCCCGUCAUACGCAAAUAUGUUUACAUGGGCAUCCUAUUAAUGUGCCUGGUGCUGGGCUUGACUUUGUUCUUCUCCAAUUUACCCAAUCAAAUGAUGAAAAUUCCCCUUCAAUGAUUUUCCACUUUUUCA